AUGACCUCCAGGACCCCCAUAGGCGUCCACCCGCGACCGCCGCAGCGAGCUCUCAGCAGUUCGACGCUGCCGCCGGUCCAGCGCCCUCCGCCUCAGCAACGCGCCCUGUCGCAACAGCUGUUUCCCUCAUCGCCCAUCCGCAAGGACUCGAUCCUCAGCGAUGCCUCGAGCGACUCCUUCGACCCUGUCCAGGCCCAGAGCCAUGGCGCGAACCAAGCUCAAGCCCAAGGCCGUCUUGUCGCCACGCCGCGAAGAGUCGGCUCGCGGCUGCGUCUCGAACUCUCCAACAUCGAUCCGGUCGUAGGAAGCGCAGCGUCAGCGUCCCUCUCGGCGUCGGCCUCAGCAUCCGUUUCCGCCGCCUCAUCGCCCCAGAGCCACGCCACGUCGCGGGUGCCGUCGAUGGCUGAUGCUGCAGACGUCGGCGACUCCAGCCCGGCGCCCUCUCGGGCCUCGGCGGCCGACAUCGACAAUGACAACCAGCCUUUGCCCAUGCCCAAACGACGUCCGCCAACAUCACAAACAUACCCAGAGCUCUCGAGACGACUGGCAGCCCCUUCGCGGGCCGCGCCGGCCCUCAAGAAAGACGGUCGUCCGAGGCCUUGGACCGUCGAGGUUCCCAAGGGCGCUCCACGCUACCCCUCGUCUGAGAAACGGCCAAACCCAACGGGUGGUGACCCUUUCAGUCGGGGGCUCUUUUCUGGACACGCCGACUUCUUCCCAUGGCAUGGCGGCAACGGCAAGCAUCACGAAGACGACUGGAGCCCCGAAGCGAUCCAAAAAGGCACUUGGGAUCGUGGCAACCAGAACGAGACGAGCUCCGCGAGAAUGACUAUAUCCCCGGCUAUCAAGCAGAAAUCGGGCCUCAGUGCCCUUUCUACCAUCUUCAUGGGUGUGCUUAACCAGCGCAGGCACCGCGGUCAUGUCACUGCUCCAUCGACGUUUAAACCUCCUCCUCGCGUUACCCUGACGGAUACCAAGAGGGAGGUCUGGAUGAAGGACUUGGCCAAUCCCGCUAUCUCCCUCCGGCGGCUGAGUAGAACCAUCCCCCAUGGCAUCCGUGGCCGCACUCUUUUGGACCAGUGUCUGAACAAGAGCGUCCCAACCGAAAGAGCUGUCUGGCUGGCCAAGUGUGUCGGUGCCAACGAGAUCCGCGCCUUCAAGAGAAAAGGUGCUCCCGGUGGCGCCUUUGCCAUAGCAGGCGAGUUCAAGUGGAUAAGAGACUGGACCGUCUUUGUGGAGCAAUUUAUAGAAUCCGUUACCUCUGCGUUUGGCGAACCAGACUGGAAGGCCAAGGUGACUUACGCAAUACGAUUGGCGACGAACCUCUAUGCCGAGCAGCUCCUUGAUCGAGACCAUUACCUUGACUGGAUUACAUCCGGCCUAGAGCACAGCCCUCAGUCCAAGAUCCCCAUGUGGAUUCUGAUUGCCCAGAUAUGUUGGGCCGACAUCUUGCGCUCGCGCAAAUAUGGGCGUCGCCUUGUUUACUCCAUCCUUGGCCAUCUUCAUACCAUCCAUGUACACCCUGACAAGGAUAUUCUUAUUCAACUGUCGAGCCAGCUCUCGACCCUACUCGCCUCGCUCAUCAGGAACAACCCUGACAGCUUCAUCGACCCAGGCCUUUGGCCAAAAUACAAAGAUGCUCUGGAAGCAUUCCUACCUCGGGAUGACAAAGCAGGCCGAGAGGCGUACCACCAUGUCAGUGUCAGAAAUGGCCAAGUGUCCAUCACUAGCACUGCUUCGCCAGCGGCCGGGCGACCGCAGCUGGUGCGGCUACUGGAUGCAACGCUGCUUAGCCAGAUAGAUCGCGAUCUGCCCCAAAAGUGCUGGGCCACCGGAGACGACAAGGUUGAUAUCGUGAGGACGACCGUGGACUGGGCUACGUCGUUCUAUCGCCCUGGCCUGGCAAGGGUGUACAUCGCGGCCAACCUUAUCAAGGUUUGGAGCACGCUCAGGAUCAACGUCACCGCCACCAUUCUCGAGCACAUGGACACUAUUCCGGCCGGCGAUGGUGGACGGAAGCAGAUGGUCUACCACCUGGUGACGGAGCUGGUCCGGACGGGACAGUUCCUGGUCUCACAAUAUCUCCAGUGGCUUGUGGCCCGCGGCGCCUGCAGCCACCCCUCCGAGGUGGACUCCGACGAUGCUCCUUGCACCACCCGAUUGCUCAUUCACCUCCCCAUACAUUACCUCACCGAAGACCAGAAGGAUGACCGGGCCAACCUGCUGAGGCGGGCUGCCAACUACUCCACCGCCGAGGAAGCAAGCGACAUCAGCAACUCCUUGAUGUGCGUCAACCACACCCUGGGCUUGCCUGUGGAGGGAGACGCCAUGGCCGGCAGAAGGCCGAUUCCUUUGCGGAAGCUUCUCCCGAGGAUUAUCAGCAGCUCAAAGGCUUUGCAGACUGCCGUGGGCCUUCAUCUGCGCGAGACUGUCUUGAGGCUUGUCAAAUCUGUCCAGCCAGUAUCCCUGCGUAUGUUCUCUGCCAUACGCACCAUCUUGGAAGCGACUCAAGACUUCUAUGCCCUUUGUGACGUCCUCAAACUUUGCUCCAGGACGACCAACAUCGAGGUGCUCGCAUCCUGCGUCGACACUGUAAACCUCCAUUUGCAGGUAUUCUACGCCCAGGGUGGUGCCGAGCGGCUGUUCACCAUCUUCUUUGAGCGGCUCAAGGCCAUCAACCAAGAGCAGGGACUGGUCUCGCGCCCGCUGCUUGCCGCGCUUUGCUUCCUCUCCCGGCGGAUGCCCAGCCGCCAAGAACUCUCCAAGUAUCUGGCCCACGAGCUUACCCAGAGCGAUCGCAACAACGCAACUGACGCAUGCUCCCCCAUUUCGGACAACAUGGUCAAUCCACCGUCGGGUGCUGAUGGCGAGGUCUCGGAACAGAUUGAGAAGCUGCUGGCGAGCGGGAACAGCAUAGACCACCCAACCAUGAACCGUCUGUUUGGCUAUAUCAUACGGAGACUGGAAGCAGGCUGGGCCAAGAUGGAUGACAACCGAAGGGUUCACGCAUCCCUUCUAACCCGCCUACGUUUAUUCGAUGCCCAGCAUUUUGACAAGCUCAUGUCUGACUGGGUUGGGCGUGUUCGACUACUCAAGAGCCGCCAAAGAUUGGAUGCCGUGUUUCCUCUCCUCAUCAUCACCGAUGCUCUGCCUGUUUCGUUCUUGGAGCUGCUUCAUCUGGUCCUGUCGAGACUGCCUGCUGACUCGGACCUGAGCCAAGAGGAGGCUUACCGCUUUGGCAUCUACCAGCGGGCCAUACAGCUGAAUCAUUACAAAGGCCUGCUUUCGCUCAUACGCCAUGCGGCCGUUGAAUAUGCCGACCUUCGGGCUCGGGUUGGCAACACGAAACUGCCCCUUGAUGACGAUACAUACCGUGAGAGUGUGCUCGACGCCUUGCGACUAUUGGUUGUGGUGCACACACCAGACGUCACGGAAGCUUUCAGCCCCAAGAACAUACCUCCGGCAGGGUUCCGUCUUGUUCAUGAGAUGAUCAGCAGCCUUUUCCAGCAGGAAGGGCAUCCUCCAGGCGCGCCUUUGGCAGCAUCCUAUGACGAAAUUUUGCGACUUACCAACGAGCUCACCAUGCCAUUCUGCCAGAUUAAGCUCAACAUGGAUCUGUCCAUCUCGCCACCUCGACCGACCGAGGGUGAAGAUGGUCAGCAGCAGCCGAGCCCCUCCCCGUUCGAUCUAUUUGCCAAGGCUAUGGAUCGCGCCAUUGAGGCCCAGAACAUUAUGUGGACGACCAUGCUCCCCUGUCUGAGUGAAGAUAUUUCUCGCCAUCUACAAAGCCAGGCUCGUUCCCGGUUUUUGGACCUGGUGCCGACAUCCUCCAAGGAGCCCAGCAACCUCCAGAACGCCGCUGCAAACAGUAACAACUUAUACCUUGCUGAAAAGCUACUAGGCGUCAUUGAGGCCAUCGUGGUAGGCCAGCCGCCGCCGAACACGGCCCAGCUCAACAGUGUUGUGGCUGAUAGGCUGUCGAACCUUGUUGAGAUUGUCGUUGCGCCAAAGGAUCAUGAGGAUAAGACGGAGGGGAUGCUCGUGCCCAUCAUCGAACACUGGCUACCAAUGCUGUUGAAGUUUGUGCUCUUGCACAGUGUAUCUCUGGAACCAUUGAGCGCGUCCGUCAUGACCACUUCCGCCCAAGGCAAGCUGGUUCUGCCUCCGCAUCACGAGGCGCGAGCGCACACUGUCCUGACUCUCUGCCGCCUUUUCCUUGCGCUCGAAGCGCUGCCGAGCCAGCUAGUCGGUGGCAGCUUGCUGCAGCAGGUGUUUGAUGUCACCACGGUUCUCGCGGAUGGCUUGCCGGAUGACCUACGCCUUCACUGCGCCAAGUCCAUUCUCCUUCUUCCGGGCAUGAUGCCGAGCCUUCACACUUCUUCGGACGCUCGCCUGCAUUACAUUCUCAGCGUUCCGCAGAUGGCCUCGACGGACGCCCUGAUGCUUGCUCACAGGGAGAAGACGACGACGCCUCAUAGCACGGCAGCUAGGGGCAUGGGUGCAAUGUAUGGCAUUGGCCCGGCAUCUCAAGAGAGGCUCUCUCCGUACGUUCUCCGGCGGUGGGAGUUGCUUAGCGAGCCUACCCCUAAUGUCGGAGUGAACGAUACGAGCUUGAGCCUAAGUCUUUUUGAAGCCAUCAGGAUACACUAA
Messenger RNA from Trichoderma citrinoviride, 4650 nucleotides. RefSeq lists its product as hypothetical. Gene Ontology annotation, biological process: regulation of transcription by RNA polymerase II. Lineage: Eukaryota; Fungi; Ascomycota; Sordariomycetes; Hypocreales; Hypocreaceae. The record is from RefSeq and is a predicted model, not a curated record. Gene Ontology annotation, cellular component: mediator complex. The transcript is spliced from 3 exons. Gene Ontology annotation, molecular function: transcription coregulator activity. The coding region runs from base 1 to 4650 and encodes 1549 amino acids.